AUGGCUCUCGAUCGUCUGAGGAAAUGGAGCGGUCAUGAACUGGUACAUGUGAAGAGAGCCUGGAUUGGGAGUGGUGACAGUCUAGCGAGCGCCGCUAUGCAACGGCAAGGCGGGAUCGAGGUCCAAGGAGGGCCCGAAUACCAGGAUCAGGCCUCCUUGAAUUGGUUGGACGAAAUACUGAUGCUCAAGACCAAGAACUCAGUGGUGCGAAUUGCAGCGGUCACCACCCGAGCAUCUCGAGUAAGAUCACCCGUGGGAGUCAUAGGACCUGAUCCGGGAGAUGCGGGUCGAUCGGAUCAGGCGGGCUCAGGAGGAGAAAGUAAGGAUCAUAGUCCGGCGGUACCCGAUACGUUGCUAUCUGACAUCUUGCACCACUAUCACACUACGCUGGAAGGAGGACAUCAGGGAAUACCUACCAGCGGAUCAGGGAUCACUUCCACUGGAGAGGAUUGUAUCGGAGUGUUCAGCGAUAUUUGGGGGAAUGCGUGGACUGCGAAACGGGAAACGGGAAAAGAAAAACCCGCGAUCCGGGGUGAAUCCCCAGGGAACUUGCAGGCGACACACCCGUUCCAGAUUAUUGCGAUGGAUCAUAUACCGUCGCUGCCCAGAUCGCACAAGGGGAACACUGAGUUAUUGAUCUGGGUCGAUCUGUUCACAGGAUACGUGAUCGCGAAAGCUAGCUCGUCCCUAUCGGUCCAAAUGGUCGCGGAGUCGUUCGAAGAGUGUGUAUUUCGACGAUUUGGUGCCAGCGAGAUGAACCGACAUGAUCGAGAACCCGGUUUCAUGUCUAUUUCUUUCUGUCGGUUAACAAGAUCCUGGAACAACGGUAGGGAGCGACGAUGGCAUAUCGACCACAAGCUAACGGGACAGCGGGAAGAACGAUACAGACGGCGACCAGGGCACUCAAGAUGUACGUUCCCGAGCUGGAUUGAAAGGAUUGGGAUGAGUAUGUUGAGCGGCUUACCUUCACAAUCAAUACGGCCCACGAUCGGAUCCUAG
Molecule: messenger RNA, 999 nt
Organism: Phytophthora megakarya
Lineage: Eukaryota; Oomycota; Peronosporomycetes; Peronosporales; Peronosporaceae
Source: the annotation of a GenBank genome assembly